AUUUCAGGUCAAAUGGCUUUGAAAAAAAAACUUUUUUUUUUCUGACAAUAUCAAGUCUAUAAAUCCUUAAUUUGCUAUUACUUUGAGUAUAAAGGUAGAUUGACAAAAUAAAUUGUUUUGUAGAGUGGAAACAGUAUAGUAUGUCAGGAACCAGUCUGACAGACGAACAACAACCACAAGAGGUCACUGCAUCCGUUGUUUUGUCGAACAUUGAGAAAUACAUUAAUUUUAGUAUCAAACUUUUUAGUUUGAACGGAAAUUCAAACUUUCGAACUGUGGUUUGAAUAUUUCACAGAGAACAAACGAUGAUCCGUGGCUUGAUCUUGUUUCCAGAUAAGUCAAAUUAAAACCAGUGUUUUCUCCGUGGUCCAGCCAAUCGUUCUAAAUCUGAUCAGACUGAAUCAAAUCAAUAAAGAAAAUUACAAGAGAACAGUAUGUUACCGCUCUUAAAACGGUAGAAUUGCGUUCACAUGCACGUACGCGCACUCUCUCUUGCACACACACACACACGCCCCCACGCGGACACAAUUACGUCCUCUGCUAAAAUUAUAUCGCAUGCAAAUGAGAGCGCGCUCGUCGGAGGCAGCCGUGCGCGUAAAGACGCAACUCAGGUCUGCUGGAGUGUUGGAGUGAUGGGAUAACACACACACACACACAGUUAUCAUGCCCUAACAUCGGGCCAUGCCGUCUACCAGCUGGGAACGAAGCAGAGUCGAGGGUGGACAGACAGUGAACGCAGCAGCGGAGACAGGGACAGGCGGCGGUCGCCUCGUCUGCGCCCUGCAGAUGGAGAUGAUGACAGGCUCUAAAGUGGAGUGUGACGGACGGGUCGCGGGAUCCGCUGAAGUAUCGAUGCCCCUGUCAAUCACCGGCAAACGGGCAACCACGGAAGGAGAUUACCUGUACAGACUGCGGGACAGAAAGGUGUUACUGGAGGAUAAGAAGCGCCUGUGCGCACUGGCUCUGGGCACGGCUCUGCUGGGGAUUCUUCUCAUGAUCAUCCACGCAGAGAUAUGUCCCUAUGUUUACAAACCGGGCACAAACAUUGCCUUAAUCGUCAACUGUUCCAUCACCCUGUCCACAGUGUGUCUCAUCGUCCUCAUUAUAGCUUUCCACUACAAGGACAUUAGGCUCUUCAUCAACGACCACCACCAGGUGGACUGGCGAAUUGCCAUGACCAGUCACAGGUUUCUCGUGAUCACUCUGGAACUGCUGGUUUGCUCCAUCCACCCUAUUGGCACAUACUGGGAGCUGGGCCUCCAAGUCAACUCGUCUUCCUCAGCUCCGCUCUGCGCCACCAACAACCAGAACAGCUCUCUGUUGAACGUGGAGCUCCUGUUGUCCGUGCUCAUGUUCCUACGUUUGUACCUGGUGCACAGAGCCAUCCUCCUGCACAGUAAAGUGCUGCUCAGUGCCUCAUACAGGAGCAUCGGGUCGCUCAACAACGUCAACUUCACCUUCCGCUUUGUUCUCAAGGUUCUGAUGAACACACACCCCACACGCGCGCUCCUGGUCUUCAUCCUCUUCUUCUGGCUAACGGCAUCGUGGAUGCUAACUCUGUGUGAGAGACAGACCCAAGCAGCAACAGGUUACAUCGACACCUCUCUGUGGCUCAUAGCCAUCACCUUCCUCACAGUGGGCUAUGGAGAUGUAGCCCCCACCACCAGCUGUGGAAAGGUGGUGUGUCUCUUCACUGGAGUCAUGGGUGUAGCCUGCACCGCCAUGCUGGUGGCAGUCGUUACCAACAAGCUGGUUCUAAACAAAGGAGAGAAACACGUGCACUUCUUCAUGCUGGACAUCCAGAUCUCUAAGAGGAUCCGCCACGCUGCUGCAAAUGUGCUGAGGGCGUGCUGGCUGUUGCACCGCACUAACGUGACCAUGGCGAGCCGUGGAGAGCACAGACGACACCAGAGAUGUCUUCUAGAAGCCAUCAGAGUAUUUCGUCAUUUACGCUUUAAACAAAGACAACUGAGAGACUAUGUGAGUGAGAUGGUGGACCUCCCGAAGAUGCAGAUGAUCAUGAGUGAUCUGAGUGCCAACUGGAACAAUUCCUAUCGGGAGCUGGAGCAGCGUAUCGUUUCCAUGGAGCAGAAACUGGACGAGCUGAGUCGCUGCUUCCACCAAACCUCGGAGCUUCUGUCUCAGGUCCUACAUCAGCACAAUCCCGAAAUCAGAUGACAUGGCUCCACUCCGGGCACUUGGCUAUCUUCAACGUUUUCAAUCAUUCUCAAUGAAAGCGUGGCGUCUCCUCUCUGAUCCCUCAGCUGUUUUAGACUUAGAUUUUGUGCUGAACCACUUAGUGGACCAGCUUCAACCUACUAUUGAGCUCAUCUUUUUCACUGUUCUUAACUUAAAUUUUGACCUUUUUAGCAUAAUUGAAAAGGAAUCGCUGUAAAUAUUGUUGCAAUGUGAUGGGUUUUAUAUUGUGACCAAAUAGAAACCAAGUGGAGAUUCAUGUAACUGUCUUACAACUGUGGAGUUUUAUCUGUAUGUCUUUAAUUAUAAUUUAUAUUACAAGUUCUUUUCAGUCAAACGCUGAUCUAUUUGCUCAUUGGCUGUUCUUUCAUUGAUUCAUCAAAUACAGUCUCAAAAUUGAUUGAAUGUUUUUCGUAUACCGUUUAAUUGAAUAUAAUUCAGUGGGAAACAACAUGUUUUGGUUUUUCUGAUACACACAAAGAACAUGAUAAAAAUCAUUAUAGUCAACCCGCAGAACAAACGUGUAUUAAGUACCUUUAGCACUUCACUGAUGAUCAAAAAGAUGUCAAAACCAAUGUAAUAAUAUAAUAAUAACUCGACUAAAAUUAUGUCAGCAUUAAUAUAUGCAAACACUGCACACCUGUCAUCACGGCGAUCGGAGCAGGCUUUGUAAACGGUAAAACAGCUCCAUCUAGUGGAAUUUAAGGAACAUAAUAAAAAAAGAGCAAAUAUAAAAUACAAACCUAAGAAAAAAAUAGUCAAGGAUAGAAAAAAAAAUCACAG
Molecule: messenger RNA, 2979 nt
Organism: Cynoglossus semilaevis (tongue sole)
Lineage: Eukaryota; Metazoa; Chordata; Actinopteri; Pleuronectiformes; Cynoglossidae
Gene: kcnn4
Product: potassium intermediate/small conductance calcium-activated channel, subfamily N, member 4
Exons: 9
Coding region: 682-2178 (498 amino acids)
Biological process (GO): potassium ion transport
Cellular component (GO): membrane
Molecular function (GO): small conductance calcium-activated potassium channel activity; calmodulin binding
Source: RefSeq, a predicted model, not a curated record